GCGCGCCCCCGAGAAGGAGCGAGUACAAACUACAGUGUAAGGAGCAUCUCGGACGCGGCGGAGAGCUUGGACCGUUUCUCCUGAACGAAUCGCACACACCGGCUCGAAACAGAUGUUGUGACCUUCAGGCACCUGGAGGUUUGACCUCUUGCUACCACACACGUCAAAAAUAGUUCUUAAAGUCAGGGCACCUUGGUUCGUUUCGUCUUCCUGUUGGAUUAUAAACCGUCUUUUCACUCUCGGGCCUGGGGGAACUCUUACUGUUUGGGAGAUCCUAGCUGACGUCUUUCAUGCGAUAAUGGACACGGUCGUAGUCACAGAAAAAAAGAGAGUCAGCUCGGAGCGCAGGAAAGAGAAGUCAAGGGAUGCAGCGCGCUGUCGGAGGAGCAAGGAGUCGGAAGUGUUUUACGAGCUGGCACACCAGCUUCCCCUGCCUCACAAUGUCAGCUCGCACCUGGACAAGGCGUCCAUCAUGAGGCUUACCAUCAGCUAUCUCCGCAUGAGGAAGCUGCUUAGCACGGCUGGGGACAUGGAGGAGGAGUCUGAAAUGGACUCUCAGCUUAACAGCUUCUAUCUGAAGGCUCUGGAUGGGUUUCUCAUGGUGCUGUCUGAGGAUGGAGACAUGAUCUAUCUCUCUGAAAAUGUCAACAAGUGCAUGGGCCUCACCCAGUUUGACCUGACUGGACACAGUGUUUUUGACUUCACACACCCUUGUGACCAUGAGGAGAUGAGAGAAAUGCUCACAUACAGAACAGGGUCCUUAAAGAAAGCGAAGGAGCAGAACUCGGAGCGUAGCUUUUUCCUCAGAAUGAAGUGCACGCUGACCAGCCGAGGGCGGACUGUCAACAUUAAGUCCGCCACAUGGAAAGUGCUGCACUGCACAGGCCACAUCCAGGUGUACGAGAGCAGUGAUGGACACAACAACUGUGGCUACAAGGAACCCCCAAUGACGUAUUUGGUGUUGAUUUGUGAACCCAUUCCUCACCCUUCCAACAUUGAAGUCCCACUCGACAGCAAGACCUUCCUCAGCCGUCACAGUCUGGACAUGAAGUUCUCCUACUGUGAUGAGAGGAUCACAGAGCUGAUGGGGUACCAGCCUGAGGACCUCCUAGGGCGCUCAGUUUAUGAAUACUACCAUGCCUUGGACUCCGACCAUCUUACCAAAACACAUCAUGACUUGUUUGCAAAAGGCCAGGCCACAACUGGACAGUAUCGAAUGCUUGCCAAGAAAGGAGGGUUUGUUUGGGUGGAGACACAGGCCACUGUCAUUUACAACACCAAGAAUUCCCAGCCCCAGUGCAUUGUGUGCGUUAACUAUGUGCUUAGUGGGGUUGUGCAGGAAGAUCUGGUGUUCUCGCUGGGUCAGACGGAGAGUGUGUUAAAACCUCUGGAGAGUCCCGACGUAGAGAUGCCCAAAAUUUUCACCAAGGCGGAGGAUCUCGAGAGCAGCAACACCCUAUUCGAGAAGCUGAAGGAGGAACCUGAAGCCUUGACUCUUCUGGCCCCUGCCGCUGGAGACACUAUAAUCUCCCUGGACUUCACCAGCUCAGGCGAGUUCGGCUGCUGCACCCUCACAAUCACAACUCUAUAGCCAAGUGCAUUCCUA
Lepisosteus oculatus (spotted gar) is the source of this 1606-nucleotide messenger RNA. Lineage: Eukaryota; Metazoa; Chordata; Actinopteri; Semionotiformes; Lepisosteidae. The record is from RefSeq and is a predicted model, not a curated record.